CUCUUUUCAUUCCUUUUUACACCCCUCCUUCCUAUUCCAACUUCUCUCAUACAUUCAUCAUGACCGUCAACUCUACAGAAACCACCCAGGCCCUCGUCCUGCACGGCGCCAAAGAUCUCCGCCUAGAAUCGCGCCCUCUCUCCCCUCCAACCGGCAGUGAAGUCCAAGUCGCCAUUCGCGCCACUGGUCUCUGUGGCUCCGACCUGCACUACUACACCCACGGGCGCAAUGGCGACUUCGUAGUGCGCGAACCCAUGUGCCUGGGCCACGAAUCCUCCGGCAUCGUCACAGCCAUCGGCCCCGAGGUGACCACCCACGCCGUGGGCGACCGCGUCGCCCUAGAAGUCGGCUUUGCCUGUCGUCAAUGCGCCCUCUGUCAACAAGGGCGCUAUAACAUCUGCCCUCAGAUGAAGUUCCGCAGCAGCGCGAAACUCUUCCCCCAUCUCGACGGCACCCUCAUGGAACGUACCAACCACCCCGCCUCCCUCUGCCACAAGCUUCCCUCUCACGUCUCCUACGCCGGCGGUGCCCUCGUCGAGCCCCUCGCCGUCUGCCUACAUGCCAUCCGCCGCUCCCGGCCCCCAACCGCCGAGGACGUCUCCCUCGCGCAGUCUCUCGGCGAACCCACCGCUGCCUUGAUCUUCGGUGCCGGCGCUAUCGGCCUCCUGCUGGCCUCUGCGCUGGCCGCCUCCCAGAACUUUUCCUCCAUCGUGGUGGCAGACAUUGAUGCCUCCCGACUGGCUAUUGCCGAUGAGCUGGGACUGGGUCUCAAGACCACUCUCAUCCCCAAGGCGGAUCCCGCGAACCCCGCGCCAGCCCGCGAUGCCCCGGCCGCGGAGCAGACGGCUUGGGCGCUGCAGAAUGCCCAGCGCGUGGCGGGAAUCUUGAAGGAGUCAGCGAGUGUGGAGAAGACAGGCUAUGCGCGCGUGUACGAUUGCACCGGUGUGCCGGCGUGCGUGCAGGCGGGAAUCUAUGCUGCGGGGGCGGGUGGAGUGUUGGUACAGAUUGGCAUGGGCCAUCCCGUACAAACGCUCCCUGUUGGAGCGGCGGCGCUGAGAGAGGUCGACAUUCUGGGGGUGUUCCGGUAUGAUGGGUAUGCGUAUCCAGCGGCCAUUGAGCUGAUGGCGAGUGGGAAGAUGGAUCGCGUGGAGAAGAUGGUGGUGACGCAUCGGGUGGCGCUGGCGGAUGGGGAUCGAGCGUUCAACCUGUCAGGCAAGGGAGUGGAUGAGGAGGGGAGACCUGUAGUGAAGGUGGUUAUUGAGAGUGGAAGCGAUGCUUGAGCGGAUGAACGAAUCUAUUUAAAAUGAUGACGGUGACGAUGACGACGAUGAUGAAGUUACGGAGUGUAUAGUAGUAGAGCAAUCCCGGAGAACAAUUCCGCCUUCACAUAACAC
Messenger RNA from Aspergillus vadensis CBS 113365, 1394 nucleotides. RefSeq names its product NAD(P)-dependent alcohol dehydrogenase. Lineage: Eukaryota; Fungi; Ascomycota; Eurotiomycetes; Eurotiales; Aspergillaceae. The record is from RefSeq and is a predicted model, not a curated record. Bases 60 to 1280 code for a protein of 406 amino acids. Gene Ontology annotation, molecular function: zinc ion binding; L-iditol 2-dehydrogenase (NAD+) activity. Gene Ontology annotation, biological process: D-sorbitol catabolic process. The transcript has 2 exons.